Messenger RNA from Triticum aestivum (bread wheat), 6359 nucleotides. RefSeq lists its product as uncharacterized. The transcript has 4 exons. The coding region runs from base 2988 to 4076 and encodes 362 amino acids. The record is from RefSeq and is a predicted model, not a curated record. Lineage: Eukaryota; Viridiplantae; Streptophyta; Magnoliopsida; Poales; Poaceae.
AUCCCGCUGGCUUACAACCGCAUUCCCAUAUCCCGCUGCACCACCAGUCCACCACCUAUUCCACCUCCGGCCGCGGAUACGCCACGGCCAUCCACCUCUUGAGCUCCGGCAGUCCGACUCGCCCGUUGGACUUUGCCGGCACCACUGCAGCUCCUCCCUUGGAAUUGCCGUCACGCUCACUUGCAGCACGCAAGCGGGGCUGUUGAGCCAACAGCGGAAGGAGAGCCUCGGCCGCCUCGGCCCCUCGGUAUUGAAAUAUCUGCACCAAUUGUCAGCACCACCAUGGGGGCGAUGAACCCCCUCAUCGGCAAGCUCGCCGCACUGAUGGGCGAUGAGUACAAGAAGCUCACGUCAGUCAGGAAGCAGGCCUCAUGAAAGCCCUCCUUGAGAAGCUUGAGCUCAUGGAUGAACUGGAUCCCUUGGCCAAGAACUGGAGGGACCAUGUAAGGGAGAUGUCUUACGACAUGGAGAAUUGCAUCGAUGACUUCAUGCGAGACCUUUGAGGUGCCGAUGCCAAGAUGGGCUUUAUAAAGAAGACAGCUAAAUGUCUGAAGACGCUGCGGAAGCGUCAUCGUAUUGCUGAUCAGAUGGAGGAGCUCAAGGUUCUUGCUCUACAGGCAAAUGAACGACGCAUGAGGUACAAUAUUAUUACUAUUUUCAAAAAAGAAGAUCCUCGCACACAAUGUCAUUCACAGGAAACCGAUAAAUAUCUUUUGUUGCUCUGAUGCGAAGGUACAAGAUUGAUGAUUGCAUCAAUUCUGCUUCCCGCGUCAUUCAUGUUGAUCCUCGCAUGUCUGCAAUCUAUAAGGAUGCAAAGGGUCUGUUAGGAUCUCAGUACCAAUUUACUCAAUCAACCAUGGAUUCGGUUACAACUCUCGAAUUACAGAGGAGGAAAGGAAGGAGACCAGAGGAACAAGAUGAUGAACAGUGUCUAUCCUAGCCUAUGCCAAGCCUCGGCCGAAGCCGACGUUCCGAUCCAAGCCAACUCGCGUGUAGCUGCCUCCCUUGUAUAUGUAGUCCAUGUCUUCCUUCUGGGCUGGGUCCUGGUUGAGGCCCAGCGAGGCCCAGGUCGCUGACAAUCCCCCCUCCAUAAAAUUAGGCUUGCCCUCAAGCCGACUAUAUGCCGAACCACCAGGAUCCCAAGGAGCUUGUUUAGAACAGGGCACCAGCUCGACCAUGGAGACAUGAAGAGAUCCUCCUAUCUCAAUCACCAAGUGGUAGAUCACUGCAGUUAACCAUGAGAUCUUCCAUUGCAUAAGAUCAUAAGCUCCCUGAAUAAUAUGACCACUGAGGCAUGAGAGAUACCAAGCUUGCAAGAAACCAUCAAUAACGAGCUCAAAACAAUUAGAAUGCACCCUUACAGCCAAGAACAGAUCAUCCAUAAUUGCAAUAAGGCUGCAUUUCAAACUGUAAGUACUCUGUGUCUCAGGGUUGUUCAGACCUGCUUGCAUCGGUGGUGGCCAAGGUGGUUGCAACACCUGAAAAGUACAGUAGUCUCCAGCGUGUUUCGCCUGCUCAUGAUGGUGACAGUCCAGUACACUGAUCAGCUGCAUUAUAGAUGGGAUUAAGAAGAAUGACGACCAACGAACAGGCUGCCACUCCCAUGAACUAUCUUGAGAAUAAUUUGUCUUCAUAAUUUUCCUAUUACCAAUACCCAUAGACUGCCUCCUCAUCAUGACCAUUGACUCAUUGGACUGGUCAUGUCCACAAGGAAAAACACAAUCGGUGCUGAAACAUGAUAGCUUCAGUUGAAACCUGACAUAACAUGUCCCCUGUCCAAGAAUAUGCCUCGCCAAUUUACGCAUAGAAGUUUCAGCAAUGUGAAAAAUUGACAAAUAUUCACUUGGAUGGUCUUUGUUCAGCAAGGAUUGCAAUAAUAAAGCAGAGUAGUGCAAGAAUUUGUACAGAUCGCAAAUCUUCUCACCAUUUGACUCUGGCCAAGGUUCAACAACUGAAAAUACCUUGAUGAACAGCCAAGCAAUUUUCAUUUUAGAUCCAAGUGAGUGAAUUGCAAAAAACCACCACAUUUGAAGUUCAAGCAUCAGUUUGCCACCACAUUUCUAACGCGUCCCAAAAAUCCACCACUUUUCUUGUAAAUUUUCUCAAUAAAAACAAAUGACCGGUUUGCCGCAGUUAACACGAUUUCUGACAGGGCUGGCCCACCCGCCAGGUGCCACGUCGGACUAACCGUACGGCGCACGGGUUGACGGCCGUUAGGGAACGCACGUGGUCAAAGCGCUCGCGGCUCUGUCUGCUUGCCCCAUUUUCCCCUCUUUCCCCCGUCUCUCUCUCUAUCCUGCGAUGGCGGCGGCGGCUAAACCUAGCGGCAGCCGCGGCGAGUCAGCAGGAGGCGGAGGGACUUGAGGCGAUGGUGAUGGGUUCUCGGAGGUAGACAACUGGCUCGGCAGCAGUAGCUUGCCGACGCAGCGGGCUCCUUCACCGGAGCGAUCCCCUUCGCCCCCUUCGCCGCCGGUGUGAGACGUUGAGCGUCGUGCGGCGGCGGCCCUAGCACGCAAGAUCAGGGCUUCCGGCGUGGGAGAAGUCCAUCAGUGGGCUUCGGGGUUCGGCAGCAUGUGGUAAGAUUUCUUCUUCGUCCACCCCCGUCCACCCCUCUCUUCCAUGUUACUGUCCUCACUGGAUUGUGAUUUUAGGGCUACAUAUAGUGCAUAUUUAUGUUUGUUAAUGGGAUGUUAGAUUUUAGGGCCGUUUCAUUUUAGGGCUUUGUUUACUGGAUUACUGAAGAUUAUUUUAGAGCCGUUUCAUUUUAGGGUUGAUAUAGUUAAUAUCUUCUCUGUAUAACAUGUUACAGUAGGAAUUAUAGCUCUGGGUUUAUGGAUUUAUGCAUGAAUGCUUUGUUUACUCCUUAUUAAUUACACUUAAUUGUUGUCCUGUAAAUUAUGUGCAAGCUUUGAUAGUGCUAAUAUCUUGUCUGAAUAACAUGUUACAUUAUUAAAACUGAAUCAAUCAAGCACUAAUUCUCCUCAAUUAUGUGUAGUUUGGAUGAUGAGAUGUGGGAAAUAAGGUACCAUUUUCAAGGGAAAGACAACUUGGAAAGGACCAUUUCUCUGUCAGAAAUUACUUAUAUUAACAUGUUAGCACUGCUAGAGACGAAAGAGGGAUAUACUGAAGCUGACUACAUGUUCUAUAUGAAAGAAGAGGGAAAGGGGGCAGCAGGGAUGCAGGUUAUUGACAGUGAAGAGAGUGUGGAGGAGAUGCUAGACCAUUAUGCUGAGGAGAAGGUGCUCAACAUAACUGUAAUUAAGGCUAAUGAGCCUAAUCCAGGAGAGUUUAACAGGGCAAAUAUUGUGGAGGAACAAGUACCUAUAAAUAAUGUGGGGGAUUCCAACAUUAUUUCUAUAGAUGAGGCAGGAGUGUUGUUCCCUAUUUCUAUUGAAGACCCAGUUGAGGAGCUGUAUGCUAUGCCUAUUGCUGUUGUAGAGCCAGGUGAAGAGGCUGCUUACAUUAAUACACAACAGAGCAUGACUUUGAAAAAAGCAAAGGGCAAAGAGAAAUUACAGGAAGAUGUUAGGCCCUCUGAUGAUGAAGGGUUUGUUGAUUUGAACUGGUGUGAAGAGAAAGAGGAAGAGCAUGACAUAGGUAAUGAGGAGGAAGAUGAAAUCAUUGAGAAGUUGAAGCAGAAAAGGAAACAGAGAGAGGAUCCUAUGCAUCACUUUGAAGGAGACAUAGAAGUGGAAGAGAUGUGUCCAGAGGCAAAGGACUCAGACACAGAACCUGAGACACCACUUCCUCAAACAUUUAAGAAAGUAGGCAAAGCUGGCCCCACUACAAGAUCACACCAUGAAGCUGACAUUGAGGUAAUUCCUGAUUUCAUUCCAUCAGAUGAUUCAGCUUGUUUCCCUGGGGACUAUGGCAUUAGUGAAUCAGAUGAUGAGUCAGGUCUGCCACUGCCUUGUGGAAGGAAGAGUCAAGCCAAGAGGGCCAGGACUAGGAUCUGGUAUGAUGAGAGCAAGCCAGAUGCUCAUGACCAACUUUGCUUGAGUAUGUGCUUCACUGAUGUGUAUCAGUUUAGAAGAGCACUUAGGAAUUUUCAUAUCAGAAUCCUUAGAAAUUUCUAGUACCAUAGUAACUGCAAGGAUAGGAUCAUUGUGCAUUGGACAGAAAGGGACAAUGGGUGUCCUUUUUUCAUGACUGCAUCAACAAUUGCUCAUGAGAAGACAUUCUGCAUCAAGAAGAUGAAGUUGUUACAUACUUGUGGUGCACAUGGAGAAAAAACAAAAGUGACAGUUGACUGGAUGGCCAGAACCUGUGAGCAGCAACUGAGGGAUAAUCCAAGGGCUGGUGUUGAUGCAAUUUUAAAAAGAACAAAGACUAAGUAUGGGCUUGAAGUGUCAAAGACCGAGGCCUACAGGGCAAGGUCAUUGGCCACUGAAGUGGUGGAAGGUGACAUGAAGGGACAAUACACAAGGUUUAGGGAUUAUCUUCAAGCUGUGCUUGAUACCAACCCUGGGAGCAGAUGCAUUGUGACUAUCACAGAGCUUGAGCUCCAUCCUAGUCCAAAUCCUAGGUUCCACUACAUGUUCUACUAUCUGAAUGCUUCAAAAGAAGGUUUCUUGAAUGGGUGUAGGCCCUUUAUAGAUGGUUGCUUUAUCAAGCUUUCUACUGGGCAACAGAUACUUGUUGCCACUGGUAGGGAUGGGAAUAACAACAUAUUCCCUAUUGCAAUUGGUAUUGUUGAUAAGGAGGACAAGGAUAGUUGUACUUGGUUUCUUAGCCAGUUGAGAGCUUGCAUUGGAGAGGGGAACAAGUGGGGCACGGGCACAUUCACAAUCAUCUUUGAUAGACAAAAGGGGAUGUUGAAUGCAAUUCAAGCUGUGUUCUCACACUCACCUCAAAGAUAUUGUCUUAGACAUAUCUAUGCAAAUUUCCAGUCAGCAGGCUACAGGAGUGAGGAGUUGAAGAAGCAUAUCGACAAUGCUGCAUAUUCAUACACAAAGAAUGGUUUUGAGGUUGCAAUGAAUGAACUGAAAAAGGAGGAUGAAGAUGCUUGGAAGUGGCUUUGUAAUAUCCCUAAAGAGACUUGGGCAAGGCAUGCUAUGGAUCACACAUGCAAGACAGACCUAGUAGUCAACAAUCUUAGUGAAGUAUUUAACAAAGAUGAUACUAGAUGUGAGGAACAAGCCAAUAAGGAGCUGUGUAGAUGGAUUCAGAACUAAGUUGAUGGUUAAGUACCAAGCAGUUAGAGAGAAGACAGAGAAGAGUAAGUGGGAGAUAACACCCACUUAUAUGGAGAAGUUGGAGGAGUCAAAGAAGUACUCUAGGCAUUGCACUGCUUACAUGGCAGGUCCUGGUAUUUGGCAAGUCACUAGUGGGGAGUCUACCUACUGUGUGAACCUUGAUAAGUGGACCUGUGACUGCAAGAAGUGGGACCUAUGUGGUUGGCCAUGUAACCAUGCAGUUUUUGCCAUUACAAGAGUGAAGGGACAGCCAGAAGACUAUGUGCAUGAGUUCUUCAAAAAACCAUUGUAUAAGGAAACAUACAAGCACAUCAUCUAUCCUGUACCAGGGCCUGACUGUUGGCCUAAGACACCAACUGCUGACAUAGAUCCACCAGUGUUCAAAGAGAAGAAGGGCAGGAAGCAAACAGCUAGAGGAAGGGGCAAUUUGAGGUCCCAACAAGGAAGGAUACAUCAAGGAUGGCAACUAUCACCUGCAGCAACUGCAAGAUGCAGAAACAUAGGUACACCUAUUGCCCUCAGCCCCUGAAGCCUCAUCUUCAAGCAAGAAAGGACAAGCACAAGACAACCAGAACUCACUACCAUGAAGCUGGGGGAAGUUCUACUGCUACUGCCUAGCCUGCAACCAGUGCACCACCUGCUGCAACUACUAGGGGAAGAAGAACAACUUCUGGUAGUCCUGCCCAGCCUGCUGCAUCUACCAGGGGAAGAAAAACAACUGCUGCUGCUAUUGGUCCUGCCCAGCCUGCUGCUUCUACAAGGCCAAGAAGAACAGCUACUACUACUACUCCUUCCCAGGCUUCCACAAGAGCUUCAGGUUCAAGCAAUGCACCCAGCAGGAGAGGUGGAAGGCCCUACAUGGCACCUAGGGCUGCAACUACAACAGAGGGAGCAACAGUAGGGUCCAAAAGGAAGAGGUUCCAGAACACCAGGAUGAGUGGUUACUUUUAUGCCAGUGGCAACUAGUUAGUGCACAAUUUGGUUGUUGUCUUUUGAACUACCUACCUUAAGUAUUUCUAAAUUUUAGAAACUAUGCCUGAGAACUGCUAUGUGUAAUCAGUAUUUAGCUUGAGAACUUGUUUAUGUUAGCAGUAUUUAGCUUGAGAACUAUUAUGGCUGAGAACUAUUAUGGUUGGGAACUAUUAUGGUUCAGAACAAUUUACU